This is a messenger RNA of Cynara cardunculus var. scolymus (artichoke), 321 nucleotides long. RefSeq lists its product as uncharacterized. The coding region runs from base 1 to 321 and encodes 106 amino acids. The record is from RefSeq and is a predicted model, not a curated record. The transcript has a single exon. Lineage: Eukaryota; Viridiplantae; Streptophyta; Magnoliopsida; Asterales; Asteraceae.
AUGGCUCGAGUCCAUCCGUCGACGAUACUGGCAGAGACGAUAUCAUGGUACUGUUCGUUGUUCUUGGCGAUAAUGCUGAUAUUGAGUUGUUGUGAAUCAUCGGUUACAGACGACGAAAGAACAGUUGUCAAGAUUCGCUUCAAGGAUUCAGUUUACAAGCCAUGUGAUGAGAUUUAUGUUGUUCAUGAAGGAGAGACGUUGCAUACUAUCAGUGAAAAGUGUGGGGACCCGUAUAUUGUUGAAGAAAAUCCUCAUAUUCAUGAUCCCGACGAUGUUUUCCCGGGACUUGUAAUUAAGAUCACGCCGUUAAGAAACAAGUAA